CCAGUAUCGACACAUAUGAACGCUUGGUUCUCUACUAUUUGUGAACAAUUUGUGGAGUAAUUGUAGGAGCUGUUGUGAAGACAGCCAGAGGUGAUUGCGGCAUGGGCAAUCAGGAAUCAGUCACGGAAGAUGAGGAAGAGGUGAUUCCACGUAACACAAGCAUUGACGGCAAUACAGAGAAUGCUUCCAUGGAUCGGGAAACAGACGUGACUUUACAAGACGCUCUUGGUAUUCGAAUCGAAGACCUCAAUUACCGCGAACUGAACGUAGAGGAAUCGGAUGAGGAGCAACAGUUGAGUGGCUACUCGGAAGAUGACAGUGAUGAGUCUGCUGAGCCAUCCGCACUUCUCUCAACAGAGAGCGCUAUUUCACGCGUGCGACCGUUUUUUGCAGUCGUUUCCUUUGUCUUGACGUAUUCUGUGUAUACAUCGGAAUUAACGAUUAAACUCACCGGGAGCACCAAUAUUCCGGGCAAGGGGCAAGGCGGAGCAAGUGAAUAUCAGUUCACAAUGGCUAUACUUUCGGAUGGAUCCAAGGAGUUUGAGAGCAAGAUUCAUGGUGGACCUAAUCCGAAGUUCAACGAGACGUGGAACAUCGUAAUUCCAAAAAAUAGACUACUGAGUUCCGUACUCCACUGUUGUUUGUUCGGAUGCGCUGAACUUGAAAAGACCAUACUACUAGGCGAAGGGUUUAUUCCAUUGGAAGGCAUUCAGCUGCGCACACCCAAUCCAAUCAGCGUUCGACUGUUUCCAAAAGACACCCCCAUAUUUAUGCUGACCAUGAAAAAAGAUACUGUUGAUGGCGGCACUGAACAAAAACUCCAACCGGACGACUGGACAGCUGCUACGAGCCAUCCCCUGUCAAAACCUGCCGCUGAGACGCUGGCUCCAAAGGAGAAACAAAUGAAGAAGUACCAAACGCUGCAUUCUGAACUACUGCUCAGUGUUUCGUACAGCUCAACAACGGGAAAACUCGAGUGCGCAGUUUUAAAAGCCCACGGAAUUCACCUACCUUACAAAUUAUCAGAGGCACCAAAUUCGUUCGUCCAAGUGCAGGUUGUUUCAAGAGAUGGGAGCGCUUUGUCUGUUGGUAAAUCGAAGAUUGUCAAACGUUCAUACACCCCUUCAUUCGAGGAAACCUUCGUCUUCAGCGUGCAUCCUGGGCAAAUUGGCGAAGUAACGCUGGUGAUCAACGUUUAUCACAAGAAAACCACGGGUAGAAAAACCAAACUGGGUUGGUUAUCGAUGGGGCUGGAAAACGUUUCUAGUGUCCAAAAACAGCAUUGGGAUGAAAUAUUAUCUUCACGCGGGCAACGUGUGGCACGUUGGCAUUCUCUGGUGGAUCCGACCUGAAUAACAUUCAUGGCUAAUAGGACAUACAAUGAAGAAAGUCUGGAUUCUAGCCAUCGUGUUCAUUUUUAAUACUUUUCCUUCCAUUGAGUAUGGAGUACCAAAGUCGUUGUUCCCAUCAGAGUGCAUGGAUUCCCCCUUCAAACACACAUACACGUUCAAUUGCUG
Dicrocoelium dendriticum is the source of this 1517-nucleotide messenger RNA. The record is from the annotation of a GenBank genome assembly. Lineage: Eukaryota; Metazoa; Platyhelminthes; Trematoda; Plagiorchiida; Dicrocoeliidae.